Sphaerulina musiva SO2202 is the source of this 629-nucleotide messenger RNA. RefSeq lists its product as uncharacterized. Gene Ontology annotation, molecular function: acyltransferase activity, transferring groups other than amino-acyl groups. Lineage: Eukaryota; Fungi; Ascomycota; Dothideomycetes; Mycosphaerellales; Mycosphaerellaceae. The record is from RefSeq and is a predicted model, not a curated record. The transcript has a single exon. Bases 1 to 597 code for a protein of 198 amino acids.
AUGCAAUACACUUCUUCCCCUCCCGUCACCUCUCUCGCGCAAGGCCGACAAUGGCUUUCCGCUCGGGCUGUCGGAUCGGAAGUUUUUAAUUUCGCGAUUCGGGAACGAUGCUCGGUUUCUUCUUCUUCUUCUUCUUCUUCUUCUGCUACAGAAGAGAAAGGAGAGGGAGGGAAAGGGUAUGAAGAACGGGUGAUUGGUCUUGUGGGAUCGUUUCAUUUGCCGAGUUGUGGGUACUUACUUCAUCCGGAGUUUAUGAGGAGUGGGUAUGCGACGGAGGCGUUGAGGGGGUGGGUGGAGUGGUUUUGGGAGGAUGUGGCCUUUUCCUGUUCUUCUUCUACGUCGUCUGCAUUAAUAGGAGAUAGUGAUGAGGGGCGGGGAGGUGGAUGGGAGUUUGUAGAAGCGCAUGUCGAUGUGGAGAAUGUGAGGAGUAUGCGAGUGCUGGAAAAGACUGGGUUUACGAGGUGUGAGGAUUUGAGAGAUUUGGAGGGGAGGGAGGAGGUUGUGUGGAGAUUGGCGAGGCCGGGAGGAAGGACUUUGGAGGAGUUGGGGCUAUUGAAUGGAGUGCAAGAUGAGCCACCGGUGCCACCGGUGCAGUAGUCAGUAGUCAGUAGGAGUGGUGAAGAUGAUUU